This is a messenger RNA of Protopolystoma xenopodis, 453 nucleotides long. Lineage: Eukaryota; Metazoa; Platyhelminthes; Monogenea; Polystomatidea; Polystomatidae. The record is from the annotation of a GenBank genome assembly.
AUGUUCCCACUGUUGAACAGCUUCAUCCACGUCCUCAUGUACACCUACUACGGACUGGCGGCCGCCGGAGCCUACAAGUACCUCUGGUGGAAGCCCUACCUCACGCUGGCACAGAUGCUCCAGUUCGUCAUCCUCAUCCUGCAUCAAAGCCAGGUCUUCAUCUAUCCCGACGCCUGCGACUACCCCAAGACCUUCCCAGCCGCCAUCUGCCUCUAUUCGGCCAUCUUCCUCGUCCUCUUCUCCAACUUCUACAUCCAAGCCUACUGGAAGCAGCGUCGGCAGCCCAAGCUGCUGGCCGGCAAGGCGUCCGAAGUCAGACUGCAGAACGGCGCCUCGUCGAGCAGCCUCGCCAACGGGCAUGUGGGCCCCUGUCUCGACUAUAAGAACGGUCAUGUGGCGAACGUCGCUCCGGCUGGUAGAGAAAAGCUGGGCCGGUUGAAGAAGUCCCAAUAA